AUGAAGAAGAGGGUGGACGAGUCUGAUAGUCAGUCCAUCACCCCCGUGUUUGAGGAGGAGAGGCCAAGGGAGAAAGAGCGACUGAAGGACCAGAGGUCAGGGAAAUCGAACAGGGCAGAGAAGUCAUAUAGGGCAGAUAGGUCCCAUCGUUCAGAGAAAUCACGCUAUGUAGAGAGGUCAGAGGAACGGGAGCUAGAAUAUUCUACUGGCAAGCCAGGGCACAGGGUUCACAAACGGCACGCCCAUGACGCACCAAAGGAAAGAAGGGAGCAUGGUAGACAUAAGGAGGAUAAAAGGGCCAAAACGUCGAGGUUCCAUCCCAUCAACAACCGCAGUCCUUUCUCUGACGAUAUUCUGGCAGAUACUCUACCCAGAAGCUACAAGCCUAUUUCUCUGGAUUAUGAUGGCACCACUGAUCCAGAAGUCCACCUCAAUCGGUUCGAGGGGUUGGUCACACUGCAUAUGUAUAUUGAGGGCAUCAAGUGCCGCAUCUUCUCCACUACUCUCACUGGACCAGCUCAACUAUGGUUCGGAACGCUUGCCCCCAAUUCUAUUUACUCCUUUGAGGAUUUACAGACCCGCUUCUUACGUCAGUUCGCAAGCUCGCGAAGGGUGGGGAAGUCAGCUCUGUCGCUGAUGGAUAUCAAACAGGACCAAAAUGAAACACUGAGAGAAUAUACUGCCAGAUUUAACUUAGCCGCUCUGGAGAUUCGACCAGCAAAGGAUUUUGACGAUAUUAUGGCAAGGUUGCCAGGCUAUUUACAGUUGGAGGACGCCAGGAUGGCGAGAAAAGCGGAGAACGAUAAACAUAAAGCCAAAAGAGCUGAGGAAGCACCAGAGAGACAGCGACACCAGGACAGAGCACCGUUCAGAGGGUUGCCCCCGAGGGUACUGCCACCUCAGGGAGGAAUGCCGCCCCACCAACAACGUACUGUGAAUGAGGUCACGCGAUUUACUGAGUACACGCCUUUGAACAAACUACAUGAGGAAAUCUUCCAUUUGAUAAAAAACCAACCGUUCUUCCGGGCACCAGGGACUUACCGGGAUGGGCCGCCGCAGGAGGGGCCCAACAAUAAGUUGUGCGAAUAUCACAAUGUCUUUGGACAUUAUACCAAAUAUUGUGGCCAUCUUAAACACCAGUUGGAACUACUGAGGGAUCAUAGGGACCAGAGGGACCAUCGGGAUCAGAGGGAUCAGAGAAAUAACUGGGAUCAGCGACAAGAACAAGGGAAUCAUAGGGAUCGCAGACCUGAUGACAAUCAGGAUAACCACAGGGAGGGACUAGAAAGACAAGCGCCUCAUCCCCCGUAUAGGAGAGAAGUUCAUAUGAUUUGUGGAGAAAACGGGAUGCCCACGUCAAAUAGGGCUAAGAAACAAGUUGUGAGAGCAGUAAAAAUAGGAUACUAUCCUAAAAGGGUCAUGGAGAUUACAAGCGCGACAGAAGAGCCAACGAUCACCUUUGGGGCAGAGGAUCUACGUACACUAAUGUACCCGCACGAUGAUGCACUGGUUAUUAUGGCAGACAUUGCCGGAUGUAUCGUUCACCGUGUCUUCGUAGACUCGGGCAGCGCGGUGAACAUCUUAUAUUGGGAGUGCCUUCAAAACAUGGGAAUCGAUGUUCAUAUUGAGCCAACAAAUGCCCCCUUGUUUGGGUUUGGGGGAGAAAUGGUCAUGCCUUUAGGGUAUGUGGAAUUGCCGUUAAAUCUCGGCACUGCAGCUGCUGCUAGCAAAACUAGGAUGGUGCGGUUCUUGGUGGUUGAUAUGCCAAAGCCCUCCUACAAUGUAAUACUCGGUCGGCCGGCCCUGAUGGCAUUCAGGGCGGUGAUCUCUAUGUUUCACUUGAAAAUGAAAUUCCCCAUCGAGGGGGGGAGGAGUGGGAGAAGUUUGUGGUGA
Salvia miltiorrhiza (redroot sage) is the source of this 1893-nucleotide messenger RNA. RefSeq lists its product as uncharacterized. The record is from RefSeq and is a predicted model, not a curated record. The transcript is spliced from 4 exons. NCBI's taxonomy places the organism in Eukaryota, Viridiplantae, Streptophyta, Magnoliopsida, Lamiales, Lamiaceae. The coding region runs from base 1 to 1893 and encodes 630 amino acids.